Molecule: messenger RNA, 2838 nt
Organism: Aegilops tauschii subsp. strangulata
Lineage: Eukaryota; Viridiplantae; Streptophyta; Magnoliopsida; Poales; Poaceae
Biological process (GO): meristem development; meristem maintenance
Source: RefSeq, a predicted model, not a curated record
CCCGCCACAUAUAUUAGAAUGCCGGCCCUCGACGGCUACGACCUCCGCAACGGCGAGCAGCAGGGCCCGACCUUCCUCACCAUCCCCGUCCCGCCGCACGCCGCGGCGCCGCCGCCGCCGCCCCCGUGCGCCGCAUCCCCGCCCAGCCCCGUCCCGCGGCUCACCUUCCGCCACCUCUCGCCCUGCGCGCGCUGGCACGACUGGGCCAGGUCCGCCCUCGCCGACCCCGGCUUCGCGCCCGUCCUCCGCGCCGCGGGCGUCCACGACGCCGUCGCCGCCUCCACCGCCGCCGUCGCGCCCGACCGCCACGCCCUCUCCGCGCUGCUCUCGCUCUGGCACCCGGGCUCCCACGCCUUCCGCCUCCCCGCCGGCCCCGCCACCUUCUCCCUCGAGGACGCGCUGCUCCUCGCCGGCCUGGCCCCCUCCGGCGCCCCGCUCGACCGGCCCCUCACCCCGACCGAGCAGGACAUCCGCGCCCGCCUCGUCGUCGAGAAGGAGAAGAUCCGGGCGCUCCACCCGUGCGCCCGCAAGGCCCGCCGCGUCUCCGCCGAGGUCUGGCUCGAGUGGUUCGAGAGCAGGAUCCGCCCCGGCGAGGACGACGAGCUGCGCCGGCUCGGCUUCCUCGCCUACUGGCUCGCCUUCUUCGUCGCCCCGCGCCUGCGGUCCAAGGGCGCCGAGCUGCCGGAGCGCGUCUUCGCGCUCGCCGCGCGGAUCAGCCUCGGGGAGCGCGUCGCGCUCGGGCCGGCGGUGGUGGCCAAUCUCUACGCCGAGAUGGACAGGAUUGUCACCUCCGGGGUGGAAGAGGGGGCGAGUGGCCGCGUCGACGUCUGGGCGCCGCUCUGGCUGCUGCAGGUCUGGCUGUGGGAGCGCUAUGACCGCCUGCAGCCGCCGGAGCUGAAAGCGCCGGAGUUCCCUCUCUCCAAUGUCCGGGCGCUCUAUUGGUCUCGGAGGAGGAGGAAGACCACAGAAGAGGAUGCUUUGCGUGUUCUGCAGCAAGAGGAUUGUUUUGAGUGGAGGCCUUACCUGCGCAAUUCGCUCGACUGGACUGAACCCGAGUGGUUCAGCAAGGAAACUCUCUUGGUGAGCUCCAGAGGUAAGGAUGAGCCAGAGUGGUUGGAGGAUUACAUUGCGAUUACGAGGCAAGCCGUGUUGACUGGAUCGUAUGGCGAUGAUAUGGAUAGUUCGGCAAUGUACAAUCCCCACAUUGUCGCGAGGCAGCUCGGUUAUGAUCAGGAUGUGCCUUUUCCUCUUGUACAUGGGUUUGAUUCCAAGGGGAUCAAGGUGUGGGUACCUGGUAUCUGUAGACGCGGCGUUGCUAGCAAGGAAUAUGUUGCGUGGUUGAAUGGCGAGUUCGUGACGCACCAGGAAGCUGACCGGUGUGUUAGGCCAGUCGACGAAAACGGUGCUGGCUCAUCUCCACUGAAUGCAGAUACAGCAGCUGAUAAAUCUGGAGCAAGUACCAAGCAAGAUAACAGAAAGUGCAUCAGAGAAGGGAAGCAGCUAGCUCAGGAGGAGCUGAUUGUCCUAGACCGUAGUAGUCCAUGUGAUAUGGACUCCAGUGCAACCGCGGUGAAAAGAAAGAAUGGGAACAGAAAAAGACGAGAUGAACUCUCUGAAAAUGGUGAUAUGCACAAGAAAAGUAAGGUACUUACCAGCGAGUGCCAUGAAGGUCUCCAGCAAUAUGACGACGGACCUUCCCUUGCCAGUUAUCCUGAGAAGAAUUCCUUGCAAUUUGACGGCCAGAAGUACCAUGGUCUCCAAAGAGAUCCUAAUUGUUACAUUAAUAGAUGUGAUGAGCUGCCACAGCCUGAGAGUGACGAUGAAUGCAUUGUUCUUGAACCAACAUGUGAAGUGAUAGACCUCGAGGAUGAUCAGGAAGACGAGGACAGGCAACUUGUCCUGGUGCUACAAGAGUUUGUGCGCUGUGGGCUUUUCUCACAACGGGAGGAAAGCUCUGAUGAAGAUGAAGAUGAAGGAGGUGAAGGAAAGAAAGAGACGCCGAAGAAGAGCAAUAUUGACCCUUAUGCUGAAGCAGCCAUGAGGGAGUACCCUCGGUUCUUUGAGUUCAUUCCCCAGAGACCACAUUACAGAGGGUUGGUGAACACCAGUGACACUAUACGAGAUCUGGCCUGUAGUGGACUGUGGUUCAUGUUGGUUGGCUUGGCUAGGGAAGUGCUCAAGACAUCCUGUGAUACAGAAGCUUUGGAGGUUGCAUAUUUGAUGAGAAAAGCUCGGCAACUGGAACAAAAUGGGUUCAAUGUCAAGCAUCUCAUUGCCCGUCUGAGGGAGCCACAGGCCCGGCUUAGAAGGCUUGAGGAUUCCAGGGCAAGGCUCGAGGAUGCCCGGUCCAAAGAGCAAGAACCAAAAGAUGUUAAGUCACUCUCAAGCCAUCUGAGUAAUCUGAAACACAAUGUACUAACAAUGCAGAGGCACUUGGAGGGAAAAAAGCAAGCUCGUAGUGCAUCUGUGCGUGAUGAGUCGAGCGAAGGAAUCGAUCUAGCCAGCCUGGAGAAGGAAGUAGAAGCUGCAGAAAAAUACUGUCAGGCGAUGAAGGAUGAAGUGGCUGCGAUGAGACUGAAAUACGCUGAUCUUUGACACUUUUUUGGUCUGUAAAUAGUACUCUACUAAAUAGUAGUCGCUGGAUUCACAGAAUGCACCUGGUAGCUGAUCCGCUGAACCUGAGCCGGUUUUAGGCUUGAUGAUUGAGGUUCUAGUGGAACUUUGGAAAAGUGGCGUACCGUGAUCACAAGCCCUGUAACGUUGAAUUGGCUGAAACAUGUUUCUUUGUUUUUGGUCCUGUAACAGGGCAAUUGUGUUAAUGGAACUGAUAGUUUAUUA